AUGCAGUCAUUAGCUAUUUUGCAGAUUGUAAUUAUUGGAGUUGCAGCGGGACUGGGAUCAUCUCGUGAGAUUCCUCGAGUUGUGGGUGGCAGAGAUGCACCAGAAGGAGCACAUCCCUAUCAAGUGUCAUUAAGACGUGGUAAUUCUCAUUACUGUGGAGGUGUUAUCCUUAAUAACCGCUGGGUAAUUACUGCUGCACACUGCGUUGCUCUAGUUAAUUCAACUGGCGUGACAGCAGUAAUGGGCACCAACACGUUAUCAAAAGGUGGAGAUGUCUAUCACCCGGACCUAUUUAUAGUUCACAAGAAAUACAAACUCCUGUUUAACGAUAUCGCUUUGAUAAGAGUUUCGAAGGAAAUAAAAUUCAAUAAAAAAGUCCAGCGGGUGAUGUUACCAGCAACCGACUCUAGGUUCGAUCACUACGCAGUAAAACUUUCCGGCUGGGGUCUCACUCAAGUCAAUGGUGAAAUUCCCGACAGCCUUCAGGAAAUAGAUCUCCAGGUUAUCAGCCAACUAAAAUGCAGACUUUAUUUCCCGAUUGUGUUGACCAGCGGAAAUAUUUGUACUCUUACAGUACGAGGACAGGGAGCCUGCAACGGUGAUUCCGGUGGUCCAUUGACGGCCAAUGGAACUCUUGUUGGUAUCGUGUCAUAUGGACGUCCCUGCGCCAAAGGCUUUCCUGAUGUUUACACUCGAGUCUUCCACUACCGCGACUGGAUCAAUCAAACAAUAGCAGCCAGAUUGCACAUAAUUUAA
Molecule: messenger RNA, 756 nt
Organism: Microplitis demolitor
Lineage: Eukaryota; Metazoa; Arthropoda; Insecta; Hymenoptera; Braconidae
Product: chymotrypsin-1-like
Exons: 4
Coding region: 1-756 (251 amino acids)
Biological process (GO): proteolysis
Molecular function (GO): serine-type endopeptidase activity
Source: RefSeq, a predicted model, not a curated record